This is a messenger RNA of Paramecium sonneborni, 1962 nucleotides long. The record is from the annotation of a GenBank genome assembly. NCBI's taxonomy places the organism in Eukaryota, Ciliophora, Oligohymenophorea, Peniculida, Parameciidae.
AUGUUUCAUGACUUUUUAUAAGAGUUGGGUACAUUGAAAAAUGCAGAACUUCCUUUCCCUUUCCGUAACUAAUUCAAAAUAAAAGAGAAUUUUAUAAAUCCAAAUAGUAAACAUUUCGAGUCUAUUGCUUAAAAGUUACUAAAAUGAUAUAUAUAUAUAUAUAGAUUAUUGUCUGAAGAGAAGGCAGGGAUUAAACGUAAAUGGGACAAAUAAUGUAAGAUGAUGUUUAUAUGGAUAUUGGGUAAAUUCUUUUAACUCAAAAACAAAAAGACCAUUAACCCAAAUUAAGAGGAAUGGAUAUAAUUGGCUUCAAUUCUUUAAAUUGAUGAAAUUACACUCAAAUAAAGAUGGAUUACAUUAAUCAAUCCUGUUUCUAAGAGUAUUAAUUGGGAUCCAGAAGAAGAUGAAAUUAUUAAAUCACUUAUGCAGUGAGUUUAUUUAAUAUUUAUAUAUAGUGAACAAGAUGAAAAACAUAUAUGGACACAUAUUGCAUUAGAAUUGUAUAAUCAAAAUAAUGGACAAUUUAUUAGAACACCUAAAUAAGUUAGAGAAAGAUGGAUGAAUUAUUUAAAUCCUAAACUUAAAAAGUAAUAUUAUUUAUUUUUAUCAAAAUAGAACUAAUUGGAGUCAGUAAGAAGAUCUUUAAUUACUUAAUACAGUUGUUAAAAAUGGUAAGAGAUGGUCACUUAUAUCUACUUUAUUAGAUGGUAGAACUGAAAAUUAAGUUAAAAAUAGGUACUACUCAAUAUAAUUAUUUUUAUUAGAUUCAAAAGUUUAAUUUAGAAAAUAUAUAAAGAUGAAGAAGAUGAUGAUAUUGAAGAAUUAUAAGCUAUUAAAGAAUAUUUGAAUAAAUAAAAUAUAGAAUAAGAAGAAUAAGAACCUAUUAAAGAAGAACCAUAAAUUAGAACAUAAUAUUCCAGAUAAGCUAAAUAGAAAUUCAAUCUUAGAGAUAAAAUUAAAGAAAAACCUUAAGAAACACCUCCUAUUCUAAAUUAAGAAAUAUAAACAAAAAAAAGAAAGAUUAGUUCAUAAAUUAAGGAUUUUCUUAAUAUUGGUCCUGAUCCUGUCGUUUAGUAAUCGUAAAAAGUACAAAUCAAUUAAAAAUCUAAAUAAAAAGAUAUUAAAGUUAAAUAAUAACAAUAAGAAGAAUAAUAAUAAAAAUAAGAAUAUUAGCAACCUAUUGUUAGAUUAAAAUAAGAAUAAGUAAAAUAAAAUGAAGAUUAAUUAUUGGAAUAAUCAUCCUUCUAACUUGAUUAAUAAUAAAAAAUACUUUCAUAAUAAUAAUAAUAUUAAAUUCCAUAACUUUCAUUAAAUGAAAAUAAUAAGAGAGAUUUAUCAACACCAAAUACAUUGUCUUAUUAUUUCUAACCACAAUUAUAAUAAAUAGAAGAAUUGAAGAAUGAUUAAUUUAGAUUAAAACAAGUUCAAAUGUCUCCAAUUUAAUAACAAUAAAAUUAAGUACUAUAUUAAGGAUUUCGUCCAUAUUAAGAAGAAAUUCCAUAAUAAAUAUAAUAAACUCCUGUUUAAAUGUUAAUGGGAUAGUAUUUUAAAAAUUAUCCAUCAAAUUAUAACUUAAUAUCUCCUUUUCCAUAAAUAAAUUAAACUCCUAUGGUUUAUACACCUGCAUAGGCAAUGUAUAUGUACAAUAACAAUAAUAAUGGAUAUAUGGGAAUGUCUCCAUUACUUAUUCGUAGUCCUUAUCCAGAAAUGUCUCCAAGUGUUUAACCUUCAUAACCUCUACCAUAAUAAAAUAUGUGGUAAACUCCACAAUAAAAUCCUAUUGAUUUAAUGUAAAGUGAGUAGUUAAAGCAAUAAUAAUUCGUAAUUAUUUUUUAUUUUAUUUAGAAUACCAAUUUAGAAUUUCUAAAAUCUAAUAAUUUACUAAAUUCUUGGAUUAAAAAAAGAACUAAUGAAAAAUAAAAUUAACCCUUUUACGACUCAUUACAAUCACUUGAUUAAUGA